CCAUCCCUCGUAGUUCGAGCGCGGCCAGGAUCGGCCGGCCCUCCGUGACGUUACUCAUCUUCCAGGGAUCUCUAGUCUCCUCUCCUCCCCUCCCCUCCCUCUUACCCUCUUUCCUCUCUCCCUCUCCACCCCUCCUCCCUGUCCCCUCCCCCUCUCUCCCUCGAAUCCCUGUCUCUGCACAUCUCUCUCCAUCAGCUUUCUCCGGACCUUCGCCGCCAGCAGCAGCAGCAACAGCAGCAGCGGCACCUCGGCGGCCCAGGCAGCAGGCGAGGGGUAGCCAGCGGCUCCCCCCCCCCCCUCCCCGGGGCUCCCAUCCCCCCUCCUCCACCUCCUCCCGGCCCUGCCCUUCCCAGCUCUGCUUGAAGGGGAUCCCCCUUGUCUCUCUCUGCUCAGUCCCCCCCUGCAGCGCCCCAGGAUCCCAGCCCCCCUCCCUCCGCCAGCCCCCCUACAGAGCCGGAGGAACCGCGCGGCGGAGACAAGGAUGUGACUGCACCCGGCGGCGGAGGGUGCACUCGGCGGCGGCGGCGGUCGGAGUGAAGCUGCGGACGCCCGGGGCUCCCUCUCUCCUCUCUCGCCCUCUCUUCUCCCGCUUCCCCCGGUCCUCCCUCCGCGGCCCCCGGCCGUCCCACUGCCCCGGCCCCGCGCCCCCCGGCUCGCCGCCUCGGGGCUCCCCUCCCCUGCCCCGGACCGCCCCUCUCCGGCCGCCCGCCUGCUCCAGCGCUGACCCUGUCCGCCGGCGGGGAAGGAGGAGGAGGAGGCGGCACCGCCGAACCACCGGGCGAGAACAUGUCGGAAGUGCUGCCGUUUAACGAGGAAAAGCUGGGGCACUAUGGAGACGGGGGGGACGUGGGCCAGAUCUUCACGUGCCGCCUGCAGGAUACCAACAACUUCUUCGGGGCGGCUCAGAACAAGAGACCGCCCAAACUGGGCCAGAUCGGCAGGAGCAAGAGAGUUGUUAUUGAAGAUGAUAGGAUUGAUGACGUGCUGAAAAAUAUGACAGACAAGGCACCUCCUGGUGUUUAAAGCCCCCAAAGACACUGAGUUAAGGGACAAAAAGAUGAUAAUAAACACAGCAACUUCACACAGUUUAUUGGCAAAAAAAAAAAAAAAAAAAAGCAAUUUGGAAAAAAAAAAAUCUUCAUUACUCUAGCCUGCAGUCCACAAUGCAGACACACCACCAACCUGUAUCUUGUGUCAGGCCUGGGGACGGAAGAGGUGUGAGCAUAGCAAGGACAGAAACAAAAACAAAGAGCAAAAAAAUUUUAAAAAAUUAUUCAACAGAUUAAUUGAUUUACACACACUCAUAAGGAAAUUGACAUCAGCUGCAGCUGUUUGUCUAAAUUAAUAUGCGUUUCCUUUUAUAUACAGCGAAUAUUGCGCAAUUCUAGACCUGGAUUUCCAGCCACUUUAAAUAAUGCAGCAGCAGGAGCAGCAGCAACCGCCUGCCCAGCAAAAUGCCUCUGGGUUCCUGGUGGGAGGGGGGGGGGGGCUGGCAUCCCCUUUGCUGAUCUGGCUGCCCUGAAAGUCAGCCCUUUGUUUACAUUAUUCCCAUCUGGCAAAAACGAUUCUGUGCACUUAGAUGUGAGAUGCUGUCCGUUUCAUUUUUACAGAAAUAUUCAUAUCUUUGAUGUGUGUAAAACAAAACAAACAAACAAAAAAAAACCAGAAAAAAAAACCCCAGAAUGACUUAUAUAUAAAUAUAUAGAUAGUUAUUCUAUUUCGUUUUCCCGCCACCUUGGAAGGUCUUCCUGGGUGGGAUGUGCGUGCGCUCCACUGAACAAAACCAACCCACUUUCCCUAAGGAUUGCCAUCUAGGAAGAGUUUUCUCCUGAUUUCAAUGUGCUGUGAAGCUUGUGUUCUCUGGACUGCUUGCAAGCAAUCCGGACUCGAGUUCACAUGGACGAAUUUGGUGGGGGGGGGGGGGGGAGGAGGAAGGGGGGAAAAAGCCUCCUCUCUGUUGUAUGAGCCCCCACCCCUGUUCUUUCCUCCUCCCGGUGUUGUGGCGAUUCAUCCUCUUCAAUGAAUGGAUUGUACAAAAUGUGAUCACGAGAGUGCCAAAUACCUGGAAAUGCCAAAAGGCAGUUUGGUUUGGUUCCCCCUUUUUGUGCUCCCUGAGCCCAUGUAAAGCAGUGCUUCGUUGGAGUCUCUCUUUUCUGGGUUAUUUAUCGGGCUUUCUCUUAAGGCAGAACCGCUCUCCUUUUUGCAUGAUGUUUGCAGAGAUGCCUCUUGUGCAGGGGCUGGGGGUGGGGGGGUCUUUUCACCAUUUUGUUUUCUUUCUUCUUUUGGGUUUGCAACUUUGGAUGACAAACCUCAAAGAGGUUUCUUUUGCCUUCCCUCCGGCUGCCCCCUUGCCCUUCCCUCUCUCCCUUUUCUUAAUUCAAUAUUGUGUAUAUGGUGCACUGUUAACCACUACACAGGGCUAUUUCUGCAAUGUACAAUAAAAGGGACUGUUCCUGUGUC
Messenger RNA from Sarcophilus harrisii (Tasmanian devil), 2460 nucleotides. It is a transcript of the gene CAMK2N1, whose product is annotated as calcium/calmodulin dependent protein kinase II inhibitor 1. Gene Ontology annotation, molecular function: calcium-dependent protein kinase inhibitor activity; protein kinase binding. Gene Ontology annotation, biological process: negative regulation of protein kinase activity. NCBI's taxonomy places the organism in Eukaryota, Metazoa, Chordata, Mammalia, Dasyuromorphia, Dasyuridae. The record is from RefSeq and is a predicted model, not a curated record. The transcript is spliced from 2 exons. Bases 787 to 1023 code for a protein of 78 amino acids.